GAAAUAAAAGAAGAAACCACAAGGCUUCACUGAGGUCACUGAGCACAUGGCCCUGUUUGCUUCCAAGAUAAUUUGCAUGAUGAAGAUGAAUUUAUCCCAGCCAUUUAGCAUCAGUGUGCACAGGACUGCGAUAAGCCAGAGGAAGAGAACAUUGUCUUGCAUCUGCCCCUGAAGCACGAAUCACGAGUCGCAUUAGAGGACCUGGCUUCAAUUUAAAAGGCGUUGGGUGCCCAUCACCCAGAGAGAGACAAACAUUGAUCAGGUCAUUUCAAGGUAAUAACCAUGGGAAUUCUAACUCAAAUAUCAAUUUUAGUCCUUCUCUUUGAGGCAAAUGUCUUAUGUCAAGAUUUUGAUUUAGACCCCGAUACCGAGCCCCCUUUAGUAAAACUGCCCACUUUUUCCUAUUCGGUUGAUUCAGGCUUAUAUUAUGGUCAGUAUGUUCAAUAUCCCUAUGAGUGUGCCAGCGAGUGCUUUUGUCCACCUUCCUAUCCUUUUGCAAUGCACUGUGACAAUAGGAAUCUGAAGAUCAUCCCCAAUGUCCCGCAUCACAUCCGUCACCUCUACCUUCAGUUCAACAGCAUCGAAGCUGUGAGUGAAAGUUCCUUCGUCAAUGCAACCUCUCUCACAGAAAUCAAUCUGAGCCACAACAAAAUAAAGUCCUCUGCUGUCGACCAAGGUGUGUUUGCAAAGAUGAAGAACCUUCGCAAUCUUCACUUAGAGUACAACAAUUUGGAAAAUGUUCCAGCGCCUUUGCCCAGCACCCUUCAAAGACUCUCUCUCGGUUUCAAUCAGAUCUCUAAGUUGACAGCAGAUGCUAUGCAAAAUCUGCUCAAUCUAACAAUGCUUGACCUCUGCAAUAACAAACUCACAGACUCUGCAUUUAAGGGGAAAAUCCUUUUGAGAAUGAAAAGCCUGAUGCAAAUUAACUUGUGCAACAAUAAACUGAAAUCCAUGCCUUCAGAUCUCCCAGCGUCCCUCAUGCAGUUGUCCCUGGAGAACAAUUUAAUAUCUUCAAUCCCAGUAGAAUAUUUUAAGAAAACGCCAAAUCUCAUGUCCCUCAGGGUAUCCUAUAACAAACUGCAAGAGGUUCCCUACAAAGUCUUCAACCUGUCUAGUCUGAUGGAACUAAACCUGGGCCACAACAAACUAACCAAAGCUUUCUUCAUUCCAAGAUCCCUGGAGCAUCUAUACCUCGACCACAAUGAAUUUGUUGAUUUGAAUGUUUCACUGAUGUGUCCUUCAGUUGAUUACGCCACGCCAAACCUGCUCACCUACAUUCGUAUUGACCAGAACAAGCUGAAAGACCAGUUUAAUAACUUUGUAUACACAUGCUUCCCCCGCAUCCAGAACAUCUACUAUGGGGAACAGAAAGUCGUGCAACAUUACAUAGCACCUCCGGUGUAUGAGCCUGUGCUCCCUCGUUUUUCUGAAAUUGUACCGCUUGUGCCAGCAUCAGAUCCAGUACUAGUAGAAAAAGAAUACACUUACACUUACACAGAAAGUUGGUACAAUUAAUUUCUGUAUUAUACAAUAAGGGUGGUAUUCAAAGAGCUAUUUACCAGAACAGUUUACCCUGGAGUGCCAUGUAUCUUUUGAAUACUGUUGGUUAUUAUUAAAUAACAGUUAAUAAAGCAAUGUAACAACAAUUCAUGAAAGGCUUAACAAUGAGAAUUAACCCAUUUGUUAAUCACGUAAAGGGGAGAGAAGAUUGUUACACAGAAUUAGCACUUCUUUCUAUUCAGCCUUAAAGCUUGACCUUACCUGAAAAAGACUAAAAUAAAAUGUAAUCUAACUGAAAAGUGUACUCUGAAUACCAUUCUGAGCACUUGAAGGGUAGAAAAAUGAUAUUAAAUAAGCUAAAAAUAAUGCAUGAUAUUAAUUGCUAAAUUGAUGUAAAUUACUGUAGCCUGUGCACGUUUUAGUUUGAACAACUGUUCUUAAAGAACAAAUAAGACAAAUCAAAAGUUUAAAGCCCAUUCAUUCAAACAGCCAACGGCUGCUGGGGUAUCUGGGACUGAUCCUGCUCACGGGGACAAAUAAACAAACCUGAAAAGAGUUUCUGGAAUUCUCAAGUUCCCUCUCAGACAGACAGAGUGAUGGGAUGUCUGUCUAAAAUGGAAUCCCCAAUGUGUUGUUUCCUCAAGAGAGAACUGUAUUGUAGUAAUAUUCCAGAUGCAGACCUACAGCGCGAGCAAAACAGGAGCCACAGACCUGCUCAGACAUGUGACCUUUGCAGCGUGAAGCACUAUCAAAGGGGCUCACGCAAAAGUACUAAAUUAUAGGCUAUAGGUCUGAUGGCUUUGCUGUGGACCUGCAGAGCGAAAAAAGACAGCUUGGCAGGGCACGUUUCGGAGGACGCGUGUGUCUGCCGCUGUUUCGCGAAGUUGGUGUGGGGGUUGCAGCGGUGGACCGGGAUCAAUACAUACAAUUGGCAAUUCCAAAUUGGGGGAAAAAAUUGGGUAAAAAUCCAUUGGUGACUACUAAAUUUAUAUUAAAAAAAAAAAAAAAAAUUGUCAGUAAAUUGAGCAGCUACUGGCUCACUGGGAAAAGAUGGAGUAAUUGCCAAUUAACAUUUCAAACCAACAUCACUGCCCCUCAGCUUUCCCUCAAGGCACGCUUAACCAGGUGGUGGUGAAUUUUGUAACCAGUUUGUAAGCACUGGUAUAUGCAUCAACAAAUAUCUAGAAGGGGCAGGAUUCCAGGGGCUCCCGGCCAAAGCAUAAAUGGAGAAUUCAACAUGGAAAACAGUUUAGUCAGGCUAUUUCAGAAGGACAGAGGUUUAACAGAACUAUAUUAUAUAGGCCUAUGUUCUUAAAGGGAUACUUGAUUCAUAAUUACCUACAUUUUAAUAAUAUGUAAUCUCUUUAACAUAUACAGCAAACUGCACUAAGAAAUGCAUUGCAACUGUCCACUAAAGAUUAAUACACAGUACGGUAUUAUAACUGAAUAUUUCUAAAAUACAUUUACAUAUACAAAAUAAAGCUAGACUAUAAUCAGCUCUUCAAUAAUUUGUACUCCUGGGUAUUUACAAUGGGUAUAUAAAAUCAGAGCAAAAAUAUGUGAAAUGAAAUGUUGUGCUCCUAGAAUUGUGUCUCAUAGCUUACUUUUGAAUAGGCUUCUAGGCAGCCCUUUUGUAUCUACCCUGAUCACUUCAAAUUCUCUUCCCUGCAUUCAUAUUUGGCUUUUGAUAUUUAAUAAAUGUAACUCAAAAGGUAUGUAUGUAAAUGUAACUACUGUUGGUAAACAAAAGCAUUAU
This is a messenger RNA of Acipenser ruthenus (sterlet), 3256 nucleotides long. RefSeq names its product osteomodulin. Bases 283 to 1515 code for a protein of 410 amino acids. Gene Ontology annotation, molecular function: protein binding. The transcript has 3 exons. Lineage: Eukaryota; Metazoa; Chordata; Actinopteri; Acipenseriformes; Acipenseridae. The record is from RefSeq and is a predicted model, not a curated record.